Molecule: messenger RNA, 2412 nt
Organism: Suillus discolor
Lineage: Eukaryota; Fungi; Basidiomycota; Agaricomycetes; Boletales; Suillaceae
Exons: 11
Coding region: 1-2412 (803 amino acids)
Source: RefSeq, a predicted model, not a curated record
AUGGCUCGGAAAAAACUGCACAAGUCCAACAAAGAACGCCAAGAAGCUGCUAAGGGAUACAGAAAGGUGUAUUAUGAGAGAAACAAAGUCGCCAUCUUGAAAAAGAUGAAAUUAAAGUAUCAUGAUAGUACAUCGAAGCAUCCGCAGCAUCCAAGGUAUCUACGCACAACCCUUCAGAACUCCGAGUCAAACGAUACAGGAGACAGCGGCGAUACAGGAGCCAGCGACCUCACUACUAGAUUAUCUGAACCGCAGAUUAAAUUCCAUAGGCUUGUCAAUGGGUCCACCCAUAAGUUCUUGGAUGACCUGGUGUUGCAGUAUACGGGUAGCACUCGUUCCGAAGACUCACGGCGGCCUAUUCUGGAUGCACUUGAUAUCGCUCAAGAGGCCGAAGAAGCAGUUACAAGAAGUGGAGAUGAUGGCGUCAAAACGUUAAAUCCCCAUCACGAAAUUCAAAGAGAGCGAAAGAUGGUUGCUAGUGAAUGGACAUCUAAGGAGCAGAAGGAGUGGUUAACGGCACAGCUUCCCGGGUAUCAAAAGUGCUCGACUAAAUCUAGCUAUGCAAAGUUCUGGCCCCCCAUCUAUGAGCAAUGGGAGCAGCAAUGGCCCAUAUAUAAAGAGCUCUGGCCAGAACUUCCCGAUGAGGAUGGUCUGAAUGCCGUACAAUCGGCAGCAAAGGGGAAGGCAGUAAAGAGGCGUCAGAAGCAACUGCGCACCUGGAUGUCGUGGCAUUCGGGUAAUUCCGCAUCUCGCAAAGGCAGAGUGGCGCAAUCUUCCACACGGGCCACUCGUUUACUCAAGGACCUCCUCCAGCCUCGUGGUGCAAGAGCUCUGAGCGAGGCCGAAAUGUACUCCCGACUAUAUUAUAAAACCAAUAUCCGUCCAACUGUCGAAGCUGCAGUUAGCGAACGUGGCUCCACAACAGAGAGGAAAUCGAGGAAGGCGAAUACUGAUGCAGAUGAUGAAGACGCCGAGGCUCUGGAGGACGAAGAUGAAGAGGAGCAAUCACCAACCACCGAGGAUAUGCUUGAAGCACAGGAAAACUUACCUGCUAUCUUCAACACAAUCCUCACGUACCUCGAGCACCAAACUGGGUUUUCGUUCUUGGUGUUAAUGGGUGGGCCAGAUCCCUCGAACAACAACAAAAUCUCUGUCGCAUCGGUUGACGUCGGUACCACCAAGCUGGGACAUUCAGCCCCGCAAUUAUUGCCUGACUUCAAGGAACACUUUCUUGGAACGUAUCUGAAAUUCCUUCAAGGUGUACAAGGCUAUUCCUCCCCCGAACCUGAGAUGAAAGGCGAUGCCAAAAGAGCGGUAGCUGCGGACAACGGAGAGGCCGGGGAUGGAGACCAGACGGACCUUGAAGAUCAAGACGAAGUAGAUGCUGACCCUUUCACAGAUGAGCCGGAGGAGGAAAUAGAGGUGUCGCAGAGUGAGGGGAAUGUUUUGGACGGGAGGGAGGAACGUCAAGAGCAGAUUCUCGAUAUUUAUUCGCCUAACUAUGCUAUGCCCAUGCAUGACAAUCCGACUCAGAAGCCUGACACCAUGCAUGACUCAUUGCAGCCCAUCAACAUGCAUGGCCUCCAGCAACCCAUCAACAUGCAUGGCCUCCAGCAGCCUGAGGGUCAGGCAAAUCUCGCCAUGCAUGAUGCCAACUCAUCAUACUUCGCCAACUCUACCAACUUCAGCAAUGAUGGUCACUCUGCGGAUCUCGGUCAACUGCUCAGCAAUCCUCAAUUGUGGACUUUCGCCCCUCCACCAAUCUAUGAUCCGCUUCAAAAUUUCAACAGUUUCAACCAUUUCAACCCAGUCCCUAGCUACCCCUACCCCCAGCCUAUGGGCUAUCCCCAGCCUUCGAACUACCAGCCUUCAAACUUCCCCCAGCCUGCGAGCUACCUCCAGCAAUCCAGUGGCCAUCUGAGCCAUGCUUUACCACCGUCACCACCUGCCACCGACAAUUCUCCUUCGUCUUCUUCAGACGGCUCACCACCACUACGGCCUACCACCGCUGCCACCUGUUCCACACCGUCUGUUUCAGACGGUUUACCACCGCUGCCACCCGUUCCCACUCCGUCUCCUUCGGUCACCUUACCACCACUGCCACCCGUGCCCACAGGCGAUCCUCCCUCGGUUCCAGCAGGCCUUCCUCAGAAGGCAGCAGGUGGUAAAGCUAAACGCGCAGCUUCUACCAGCCAGCCCGAACCCACUACUCGCAAGUCCAGACGUCCACCGAAACCAUCUACUCGCAACGAAACCGCUAAUGCCAUUGGCGCUAAUGCCCUCAGCGAAAUGCGGGAGAAGGAAAAUACGGCCACCGUGGGGGGAAAAAAGGUCCGUAAACACGGACUGGAAGCAGGUGGAGAGCCUAUUGCUAAGUACUGCGUACGCUUCAUCGGAAAUAAUGGCCACUGA